UGGUCGAGCAACGGAAAAAAGAACUCCUUUUUUUCUAUCUUCUGUUCACGUUACCAGGAAAAAGCUGUUGUGCCAAAUGGGACCUAAUUGGACUCUGUUUUGUGCGAAAUUCAGAUUUCUCAUGAAGCCAACGGUUGUAUUUCUGAGUGAUGAAAAUUCUAGGUGAAUUAGGAGGAAUGAUAAGGGCACUCACACAAUUCUCCAUCCACUUCUUAGGCUUAAAAGAAUGUAGUGUGUGUUGUAAUCGUUUGAACUUCGAUACAUGAGGAGUGUAUUAUCAAUAGAAAACCGAACUUUUCCAAAAUACGUUGAAAGCAAAUUUGGUGCAUAUUGAAAGAUAAAGUGAAUGGAUUAUUUUUCAUCAUCCAAACUCAUAGAUAAUCACAGCAGUGUACCCGAAAUUGUGUGAUGAGAGAGAAUGAGACCCUUUCAAUAAACAAGCCAAUUGUUUGAAUUGCGAUAAACCAUAAGGCAAGAUAAACACAAUAUAAAUUAAAAUAACUCAACCUUAUACGUGGUGCAAACUGUCUGAUUAUUUUGUGUAUAAAUGGUGGAAUUUCAUUAAGAGAACUCUUGUGGCUUUCCUUCUAAAUUUCAUCCAUCAUAAAGACUUGUUCUUGCCUUUGUUGAAAGGAGCACAACCAACGUACAAUUCUCUAGAGAAAAUAAACAUCAUGCUACAAAUUUUCAGUGUAAUUUUUAUGCAAAUCAUCACCCGUGAAAAGUCCAAUGAAAAUAUUACAGCAUGAUAGGGUGUUAUGAAGAAAUUCUGUUCGUUGCUGAUACUAUAAUUAUCGCACAUGUGAACGAAGUUGAACGGACGGACAUCGCGGUGCAGUUGUGAAGCUUUGUUGUAUCAAUGUCGAAUUGUAAGGCAACGGCAUAAAUUCCGCACGCGUUUUCAGUGCCAAUAAGUAUUGUGUUAGUGUUUGUCUAAAUAUAAAUGUGACCCUCCUUGCGCGCAUUUUCUUCAUUUUAAUGCUAAAGUAGUUUGCGAAAGACGGCGAGAUUUCCAAUCAGCUGAUAAAGUGCUUAACAAUAUACAUUUUUUGUACAUCUCAACACUUUUGUGUAUUGGCUACUUCACAUCCAAAUAAAGGUGCAGAGUGUUGUACACAAGGAGUCAAGUAUCGUAUUCACAUAAUUUCAACAAUUUCACAUUUGAAUUGAUAACUUUGGAGAUUUUCUUAUCACGCGACCUGUUAUAUUACUCAAAAGCGGAAAAUGACUGGCUCGAGGUUAAUUUAAUAAUUAUUUAAUUUGUGUUUGAUAAAUCGACGAAAAAAGUUGACACAUCGUGAGACUUUUGAUGUCAUCACGAGAACCGCGUGUCGUAUUUGAAUUAUCAGAGUUGCGCGAACGCACAUCAAGUACACGUGCUGACCUUAGAGUCAACAGUGUUCCGCUGCAAGUAUGACCCAUGGACCAACGGCUCCGCGAAAAGACAUCGCGGAUGGUGGCGAAGAAGAGGCUCAAUUGCCAGCGCCUCCGGAUGGUGGCUGGGGAUGGAUGGUGGCGUUCGCCUCGUUUGCCAUUCACAUUGUUACUGAUGGUAUGACCUACUCCUUUGGCAUGUUCUAUGUGGAAUUCUUGACGUACUUUGGUGAGGACAAGAGCUACACCGCAUGGAUUGUGUCCAUUUUAGUUGGUGUUACCUUAUGUUCAGGUCCGAUUUCCUCCUCUUUCGUCAAUCGAUAUGGGUGUCGAGCAGUGACUAUUGCGGGAUCAUUAUUGGCUGGUAUAUGUCUGAUUGCCAGUGUUUUUGCACAGAAUGUCCUUACGCUCAUCAUCACCAUUGGGCUAGGCACUGGCAUGGGCUUCGGACUGAUCUAUCUACCAGCAAUUGUGAGUGUCACAAUGUACUUUGAGAAGUACCGAUCGCUGGCAACAGGAAUUGCUGUUUGCGGAUCUGGUCUAGGCACUUUUAUAUUUGCCCCUCUCACAGAAUCCUUAAUUGGAAAUUACGGAUGGCGUGGAGCGAUGCUAAUUAUUGCAGGAAUUGUUCUCAAUUGUAUGAUCUUCGGAGCGAUGUUCCGACCCCUGGAGGCACCAAAAAAGAAAAAGAGAAAAAGUAUUAACUCCGAUGAGGAAACACCACUCAAGAUUCUUCCAUCAAGCAGUAAACAGGGAUUAUCGAUAACAGGCAAUAGACUGAGACUCGUUUCGGAAAAUCAAUUGACCGUUUCUGAAGAUACUGAGUCACCAAUUCAACGGUCUGUGAGUAUUGGUCAGGAGAUAACACAUGACACUGUUACCCGACGUGACCCAAAUGGAAAUGUAGAGAAUGGAAUUCGCCAAACUUCUAGCCAACCACUCCUUACGUCUUCCGUCGCUGAUGCUUCCUUACGUGCUAGUACUCGUACGAAUGGUAGUGGAACCAUGUAUCGGCCUGACAUUCUUUAUCAAGGAUCUUUGCUCAAUAUCCCACAAUAUCGAUCUCGUGGAGAACUAGCCAUCACGGAGUCAGACCGCUACGGAUCUCUGAGGCGGGAGGCCACUCCUGCUCUUCAGGACACCCCUGAAGGGUUCACAGUAUGCGGAUGCGUACCAUGCUCCAAGGAGACCAAAGACACAUUCCGUGAGAUGCUCAACUUCUCUAUAAUGCGUGAUACCGUAUUUAUCCUAUUUGUUGUGUCCAACUUCUGUACAAGUAUCGGUUUCUAUGUUCCAUAUGUCUUUUUGGCGGCACAGGGUGAAGAACAAGGCCUAACUAAAGAGGAAACCAGCUACCUUUUAGCUAUCAUUGGAGUAGCCAAUACUAUUGCCAGGAUUGUUUUAGGGUACUUUUCCGAUAAAUCUUGGGUCAAUCGACUAUUGGUGUACAACUUGUGUCUUACAAUUUGCGGAAUCGCAACUGCCUUAUCUAUCUUCUGCCUAGAUUUCUUUUGGUUGAGUGUAUAUUCGGUAGUUUUCGGUUUUACAAUUGGUGCCUACGUGGGAUUAACGUCCGUGAUCUUGGUAGAUUUAUUAGGCUUGGGGAAACUGACCAAUGCAUUUGGCCUUCUGUUGCUCUUCCAAGGAAUUGCGUCUCUUGUAGGACCUCCACUUGCUGGUUGGCUCUAUGAUGUUACGAAAUCAUACACCCCUGCAUUUCUCAUGGCUGGAAUAACGAUUGCUGUUAGCGGACUUAUUCUGUUUGGCAUUCCACCACUCCAGCGGUACCUCAGGAACAGGCGUACUUCGUGCUUCAAUGACGCACUGUAGGAAAAAAUCUUCCACCAACCCACAAUCCUUGCCAAUUUACUGCUGUCAGUUAACACUGAGUCUUCCUCAUUAGAUGGUAUGAUAAAAGAAUAGCGAAGUGGGAGGAAGAACUAUAGUUUCUUAUUCUUAUAAGAUGAGAUUUCAAUCACAUUGCGUUUCCCUGGCAUAAAAUCACGAACAAUUCAAUUCAUUUGUUACAACUAAUAUGAUUCUUGGCAGAAGAUUUAUGUGCAUCAUGGUCCUACAAUAUUCAACAUAAUGUCUCAAAUUAUGCACAUGAAUUACGAUAUUAUCUUCUAUGUUGUAUAAAGUAUAAUAUGAGAGGUAAUGGAAAGAAUGAAUGGGUUGAAGUUGAAAGAUGUGAAGAAUGUGAGAGACUUGAAACUUUAGAUUUAAAUCCUUUCAUAUACCGUCGCGCGACCAAAUAACAAACACUAUGUAGGAUUAUACGUCAAUUUAUUCUUGAUAAUAAUUUUCAGUGCAACAAAGAACAGGCGUAAAAAUAAAUACAUAUCUCUUAACGUAUUGUUUUUUUUUUAAUAAAUUUUUCAAAUAUUUAACACGGAAUAUUUAGUAACUAUAGGAAAUCUAGACUACAAUUUAACAAGACAGAUCUAUCAACAAUUUUGUACUGUUUCACGUCCAUUACACAUAAAAGAAGAAAAUUCGACAUGUAAUUGUACAUCUUACUUCGAUUGAAUGUAAAAAUUGUAUAUAAUAAACUAUUAGAUAAUGUCAAAUCUAA
Molecule: messenger RNA, 3949 nt
Organism: Phlebotomus papatasi
Lineage: Eukaryota; Metazoa; Arthropoda; Insecta; Diptera; Psychodidae
Gene: Mct1
Product: monocarboxylate transporter 12
Exons: 7
Coding region: 1414-3204 (596 amino acids)
Biological process (GO): monocarboxylic acid transport; transmembrane transport
Molecular function (GO): monocarboxylic acid transmembrane transporter activity
Source: RefSeq, a predicted model, not a curated record